This is a messenger RNA of Pocillopora meandrina, 930 nucleotides long. The record is from the annotation of a GenBank genome assembly. Lineage: Eukaryota; Metazoa; Cnidaria; Anthozoa; Scleractinia; Pocilloporidae.
AUGGACUUCCACCAAACAGAAUAUCAAUUCUUUUACGAGGAUCAUCCGUAUCCAAAAGUUAAACUUCACUUUAAAAAGUCUGUCUUCUUUUUCAAAAACGUUUUAGUCUGUCUUGGAAGCAACAUUAAAAUAGAUAAUGGCGGAACAGCAACCAAGGCGCGAACGACACUGUUUCAAGACAAACUAGUUAGAGAUGCGUCUAAAUUUUCCAUUAAAAUGGAAGGCAUGACCAAAGACAGCUCAGAUCUAUUCGAAGCUGUAAACCCCCUUUCUAAAAACACGAAAGAUGGGUAUACUACUUUAGUCCACACCAAAGGCAACAGUUAUUACAUUCCAGGAUCAAGUUACAUGUCCAGAUUCAAAAUUCGCAAACUAUAGCUGCUGUCUGCUGCAGCGGUAUUUAUGCAACAGCCUGGCUAGAGCACAAUUCCACGAAUGCCAAGUACGAGUACGCUGUGUUGCUGAAAAUAGACUCUUACACAAGCACUGCCAGCGCUCUCUGGAAUCGUCAGGACAGAAAAGGAAAUUUUAAGCUGUAUAUGGUUCUUCAGCAGGACGAGAAAGCACACGUGGAAAAAUUUGGAAUGUCUCCCAAAACUAACGCAGCCACGAGACCACUAUACGGCUAUGUUAUCUUUCAGCCCACAGCAGAACUCCCUAAAGAUGGUUUAAUCACCAAAGUGACCAAACAGUGUCGAAUCAUGGUCGAAGACAAUCCAACAACCCCCUUUUUAAGCAUCAGCUACCCUUCACGUCGGGAAGACGCCGAAAACAUCUGGUGACAUCAACAAGGAGGAAUUCUAUGAACUUGAAAGUGGUGAUAUCGAGGUUGAGGUCAACUUAUCAGUAGAUGUGAACGUGAAACUCUCUGAUGAAGCGUUCAAACGUUGCAUGGAUCUCCGGCUGGCUAUCAACCGCGUGUUGAAGUAA